Symbiodinium necroappetens is the source of this 2334-nucleotide messenger RNA. Lineage: Eukaryota; Dinophyceae; Suessiales; Symbiodiniaceae. The record is from the annotation of a GenBank genome assembly.
AUGCUACACGGAGGGUCUGCACGCUUUGACCGCUUGCUGGCGCAACUUUCCGAAGAGCAUGAUCUGGAGCUCAAAAUCUUACAGGAAACGAACAGGCAGCUUCAAGACGAAAUCCGCUCGCUCAAGACUCUCUCGCAGCCACAGGAGCCCCCCAAGCCAGCUCUCCGCGAGGUGGGCUUGGCUGUCGACAGGCCGAACCUUGAACUGGAGAUCGAGAAGCUGCGCGAUGAGACGGCAGCGCCAGCGGAUUCCUUCUCCUUUAGCUCCCCGAGCCAGUCUCUACGGAUAGGUGCGGCGGAAACCACAGCUGUAGAGCUCACAGUGUAUUCAGUGCAGGGCUUACCUGACACUCUCAUCCAGCAAGGAGGAGGCGGCCCGUCGAUUUCCAAGUGCAGAGUUUCCACGAACAUCGGCUUGCAGAUCAAAGCCACGGAGUGGACAGCUUUGAACAAGGAGCCAGGUAGACCCGGUGAGUGCAGCGACGAUGACUUGAGCCUCUGGGGAGCGGUAUGGGGCCCACACGGCGCAAGCAUGUCUUGCUUUGCGCAAGUAGACGACCUCCCCGACAAGCUCGAAUUGAAUUUGGAGAUCAACGGCUACGGACAUUCUGUUGCCAUUGCACUUGUAGAAGUCAACGCAGACAAGCAGCUAUGGAAGCUCGAUAAUGGUGGCCACGUCGAGGCCAAAGUGCUGGUGACACGCCCACGACGUCGCUCGAUGAGUGGCUUCUCGCAGGCCUCAUGCGAGUCUGCCGCAAAUACCAGCCGUGGCAGCAAGACGCGGCGAUCGUCUUUGCAGAGCUGCGUGCCUGUUGACCUGCCCCCGAUGCUCACGAGUCGCACUGAGAAUGGGUCUUCGCUCCUAACGAGGCUCGAGAAGCAGUUCGACAUUGAGGAUGCAGCAGCUAAAGUUAUCAUGCCUAACGAUCUGCAUGCGGCCAUGAAAACCUCGCGGAAGACUCAGACCACCAUGCCUCAACUCCCUACUCUUCUCAACACUGCCGCUUGUCUUGUUGUGAUAAUGGAGCUCCGGCGCAUCCACCAAACGAUCUUCGAGAAGGGCCCGAGAACCUCAUUGCAGGGAAAGGCACAUCAGGCCUUCCAGCCCGUCAUCUCCUGGAAAGCUUUCCAAGAGUGCUUGCUGGUCGAGGACCUGCCAAGUUUUGCAUCUGGUAGGGUGGCCUUGAAUCUUUUUGCAGUGCAGCAGGCAUUGCUUGGAGAUGCGGUUCCAACAACAGGCGCCACCAAGGCAUUGCUAACAGCAUAUGAUGAAGUCCAGAAGCCCUCCAAGCCCACCUCUCGUUGGGUAAGUGUGGCAUCGGGAAUGUCAACAGCGGCGAUUAUCCUCAGCUUCGUACUGAUGGGGCUGUCGCUGGACAAUUGGCCUGACUGGGCUGGCUGGAUGGUUUUCGAAGCCAUUUUUGCCAGCGUUUUCGUUCUCGAGAUUGUCGUCAAAUGUGUAGUGCUCGGCCCUUGGAUUUAUUUUUGUGGAUCGGAGAGAUGGUGGAACUGGCUCGAUGUCGGGCUGACUCUGGCUGCUAUUAUCGACCUGUUUCUGAACCUUAUCUUCCAAAACUCAUCGCGGGCGAAGAUUAUUCUAGUUCUUCGUGGCCUUCGCUUGGCGAGGGUGGCCCGCUUGGCCAAGCUGAUCAACAUGCCAUUGCUGCAAGAGCUGGCCAACAUAGUCUCAGGAUUUCUCAUCAGCGUGAGAUCGCUGUUUUGGGUCGUUGUCACGCUCUCCGUGGUUGUGUAUGUCUGUGCGCUGGCACUUCGGUCUUUGGUUCAGAGCUUCGCGGAUUCCGACACCGGUGAGAAGUGUGGAAGCGGUGACGAUCUGGACAUGAGUUCUGCCGAUGUCCCGCCUGGCUGCCCUUAUGAGGGGCAGAUACAUCUGAUUUAUGGAGAUGAGUACUGCGGCGACGUCGCCCGCUGUAUGUUCUCCAUCUUCCGCUGUAUGAUUGGCGACUGCACAUCGGCAGGUGGGAGAUCCUUAACAAUGAUCUUCAGCAAUGGCUUUGGGCUCCGGUUUGACAUCCUCUAUGCGUUCAGCAUGGUUUGUGUCUUGUUCGGCUUGUUCAACAUCAUCACAGCUAUCUUUGUCGAAGCGACCCUGAACGGCCUGAAGGAGACUGAGACCCAGCGAAAGUACGCAAAGGCGUAUGAAACCAGCUACAUGACCGAGCAGCUUGCCAAACUCGUCGUUUGUGUCGCAAGUCAGACACAGAUGAUGCGGGCGAGGAAAACGAUACGCGGCUUAAACUCUGAUGGAAGUUCUGACGAAGAUGAGCCUGGAGCACAAGGAGGUGAGAUUUACCUCAGCAUCUCGGUCGUUUGA